AUGAUAUCAACCAAUCACAACGCCACUAACAACACACAUACGGAGGGUACCGCACCAAAGGGCCCUGUUACUGAGGUUCCUGAGCUUUGCAAAGAUGCAAGCGCCCAGGAGGUUGAAGAUGCCCUCAAGCUCGCCGGCUGCUGCUUGAUUCGCAAUUUUGUGAGCAAGGAUAUUAUCGACCAAAUCAAUUCUGAAUGUCGACCCACCCUGGAGCAAGAUGGAGCGUGGGAAGGGAGCUUUUUCCCUAAAGAGACCCGUCGGGCUUAUGGACUUGUUGGGCUCUCUCCAACCUGGGUCAAUAAUGUCUUGAUGCAUCCUGUCUAUCAGAAAGUCUGCACGCGUUUCUUGACCAUCCGUCACUGGAACUGGUCGGGCAACAGGAAGUUAUGGGCAACCAGUCGGCCAAUUAUCAAUGCCACUUCGUGUUUUAGUAUUCGGCCGGGUUCGAAAGCUCAGGAAUUACACCGCGAUGACACCGUUCACCACAAUCGAAUCGAGGCUGUCGAUGUCUAUCCCGAAGACCUCUCUCCCAGCGCUCCCAAACGUGAGACAUCGCUUGCUCUCUUCCUCGCCGGUACAAAAGCUACGAAGGAGAACGGAGCAACCGAGUGCAUUCCUGGAUCUCAUCUAUGGAGCUCAGAACGUAUGCCAAACGCAGAUGGCGUGCGCUAUGCGGCCAUGGAACCGGGAGAUGCCUUUCUCAUGCUAGGCUCCACAUAUCAUGCGGGUGGCCAGAACACGACGAAGGAUUCAGAGCGCCUUAUUCAUGCUACAUUCAUGUGCCGCGGUAUACUGCGUUCUGAGGAGAACCAGUUCUUGACCAUUCCCAUUGAGACAAUGAAAGAGCGCAGUCCCGCAGUGCAGAAGAUUACCGGAUAUUCUGUCUCGGAACCGUUUUGUGGGUGGGUUGGUUUGUCUGAUCCCAGAAGGUUACUAGAUCCUACAGUGCCCGCCUAUAGUGACCACCAAGGGGCAUUAGAGGACAUUCCGGAUGAGUAA
Talaromyces proteolyticus is the source of this 999-nucleotide messenger RNA. Its product is annotated as phytanoyl-CoA dioxygenase. The coding region runs from base 1 to 999 and encodes 332 amino acids. The record is from RefSeq and is a predicted model, not a curated record. The transcript has a single exon. Lineage: Eukaryota; Fungi; Ascomycota; Eurotiomycetes; Eurotiales; Trichocomaceae.